AUGUCCUAUUUUAUGAGACACUCACUCGCUAUACCUCAUCACUCUAUGAAAAUCGGAAUAUCCACAAUAUCCAGGGAUUUGAUUCUAUUUUCAAAAGCAAGAGGAAAUCAAUGGAAAACAUCGACCAAAGCCCUGUCAUCACCACAAAAUGAUGGAAAGAAAGUGAGAUGGAAAAUGUUUUCCAUGUUGAAAAUCAAGCGAAACUUUUCUUAUAUUCAACAAUUAAAAAUUCAUGUGGAAAAUAGAACAGAAAUUUUCAUGGCUUAUGUUCUUUGGUAA
Molecule: messenger RNA, 279 nt
Organism: Clunio marinus
Lineage: Eukaryota; Metazoa; Arthropoda; Insecta; Diptera; Chironomidae
Source: the annotation of a GenBank genome assembly